Messenger RNA from Nerophis ophidion (straightnose pipefish), 1339 nucleotides. RefSeq lists its product as uncharacterized. The coding region runs from base 30 to 848 and encodes 272 amino acids. NCBI's taxonomy places the organism in Eukaryota, Metazoa, Chordata, Actinopteri, Syngnathiformes, Syngnathidae. The record is from RefSeq and is a predicted model, not a curated record. The transcript has 9 exons.
UCCUGGAAACCAAGGCUCCCCUGGUAGAGAUGGCCCCCCAGGAUCGAGGGGUCUGCCAGGUAAUAACGGACCUCAGGGCCGACAGGGACCACCGGGGCCACUUGGAACCCCGGGUGCACCUGGAGCUCCAGGACCAAAUGGGUCAGCAGGACCCGAGGGGAAUCAAGGACUUCCUGGUCCUGGUGGCAUCAAAGGAGACAAAGGAGAAAGAGGUGACAUGCAAUCCCCAGCAGCCGUGCGCACUAUCGCACGCCAAGUAUGUGAGCAGCUCAUUCAGAGCCACUUGUCCCGCUACAACUCCAUCCUCAACCAGAUCCCAGUCCAGUCAGCCGUGUCCGUGCGCACGGUACCAGGACCGCCCGGCGAGCCCGGUAGAAGAGGCCCCCCAGGACCCCAGGGAGAACAAGGGUCCGCCGGCAGGCCUGGUUUCCCUGGUUCUAAUGGGCAGAGUGGAAGACCAGGAGACAGAGGUCCACCUGGAGAGAAGGGCGAGAGGGGGAGUCCAGGUAUUGGAAAGCAAGGACCAAGGGGACCUCCUGGACCGCCAGGUUUGCCAGGCGAGGGGCGCACAGGCAGCCAGGGCCCUCUCGGUCGCCCUGGUAACCCCGGGGCACCUGGGAGGCCGGGCAGUGCUGGGACCGCCGGACCAGCUGGACCUCCAGGAUACUGUGACCACAACUCCUGUUUGGGGUAUAAUGUUGGAGUCCAACCUCUUCCUCAUGGCGGCUAUCGGCCAGACAGCAGACCUUACCGCCCUGCCCAGGAGGAGGAGGAGGAGGAAGAGGAAGAGGAAGAGGACCCGUACUAUCAGCUGCAUCAUCGCCAGCUUCACGGAGACGUGGAGCUGAGGUCGCCGGGUGUGGUCAGGAGGUUCCCCCGCAGUGUCGUCGUCAUGGAGGAGAGCGAGUGAGGAGGACUCAGGAGGAAGGACGCUUCAACCUCAAACACUCAUUCUUCAGAAACUGCCCGCCCCCCACCCCCCCUGUGUACCCGUCAUGUAAAUACUGUAACACCUGUGUCAUAUUCUGUGAAAAAAAGAAAAAGUGCCUGAUUUUUUGUUGUAUUUUGUUUUCCCGAGCGAGGUGAGGACAUCGCUCCCAUCUCCACGUCUCACACUCAAACCUCCAAAGUUGCCCUCGGAUUUGUUCGACCCGCGAAAAUGUUUUACCUUUUUCAACUCGGGAGGUGAGUCUCAUCACGCGAAACCGACAACCUCUGUCUUUUUUUUUCAUGCUUGAACAGUACACACGCCUGUAGCCAGGUGGCAGCACUUCUCAAAUGACUGAAAUGUUUCACUUUGGUGGAUCAUAACGGAAAUAAAGGGAGUGCAGAAGUCUAA